Molecule: messenger RNA, 237 nt
Organism: Apaloderma vittatum (bar-tailed trogon)
Lineage: Eukaryota; Metazoa; Chordata; Aves; Trogoniformes; Trogonidae
Gene: PIERCE1
Product: chromosome unknown open reading frame, human C9orf116
Exons: 1
Coding region: 1-237 (78 amino acids)
Source: RefSeq, a predicted model, not a curated record
AUGAAGGGACUAGGUCCCAAGCACCCCUCUCCCAUCAUCUCACCCUCGCAGACGUCCUUCCACGUCACCUCGCACGCGUUUUCGAAGACUCAGGCGCAGGGGGGCCCGUACAGAUAUAACGGGCUCAACACCUCCCUGGAGAAGAGCUACGUCACCGGCCCGGACAACUUCAUCACCACCUACAACCGCCUCGACUUCCACCCCAGCUACAACCCACGCAGGCCCUCGUACUGUUAG